This is a messenger RNA of Sapajus apella (tufted capuchin), 952 nucleotides long. RefSeq lists its product as uncharacterized. NCBI's taxonomy places the organism in Eukaryota, Metazoa, Chordata, Mammalia, Primates, Cebidae. The record is from RefSeq and is a predicted model, not a curated record.
AUGCGGACGGUGGGUGGGAAAAAGGGGAGACGCUACUGCCCGCGAACCGCCGCCGCCGCUCCCGAGGCCUCACCAAAAUGGCCGCCGCCGUCUCGGCCGCCACCACCACCACAACCACCUGCUCGCUAUCGCUACCGCCGGCGCGGCCCGUCCUCUCGCGAGAGACAAUCACCCAGUGAGAUGAAGCAAGUUAGCAGUGGAAUCUGGGCCUUCAGAUUCCCAUGGCGACCCACUUCUGUAGUGCUGCUUCGUUUUACACCAGGAUGGUCUCCUGAUAGCUUUCAAACACACUUGCCAUCUGUUCGCAAACUUUCUAGGUUAAGAACCUCCCUUUGAGAAUCUGAUACUUUUACCCCAGAAUAGAACAAUAAAUAGCAGCUACCUUCUACUGAUGCUACAUUGUGCAUUGAUGAUCUCUUUUAAUCCUAACAAUGCUCCAUUUUACAAACGAAUUGAGGCUCAGGCGUUAAACACAGUGACAGAUCCUGAAGUCAAGAUUCCUAGCCAAGCAGUCUAAGCCACAAGAAUGCACAAGAAUUUUACCUGAAGCCCACCCUAAGAGGCCAGGUUAGGAAGCUCUGAUGAAGCUCCCCUUCCUCUACUCAAUUUAGCCCUUUCCUGUGAAGAAGGAAUUGUUGGUCCCAUUUUAAGGUAAAGUUUGGGUUGGAAAAAAAGUGGAUGAUGCCCGUCUUUUCUAGACCCUUCUCCCAUCACCCCCAGAAGAGGGGAGCCCAGGCCAGAGUCUGAAUGGGUUGGACCAAGCCUUGUGCCAUUAACUCCUUGCUGUGUGACCUUGAGCAAUUAACUUCACCUUUCUGAGCUUCAGUUUCCUCUGUAAAGUGAGGAUAGAAUUGCCGAUGUGAAAUUGCACUGAAAGAUCUAAAGGGCCAGGUGUAGUGGCUCACACCUGUAAUUCCAGCACUUUAGGAGGCUGAGGCAAUAGGAGGAUCAG